AACCCAAAAGCCCAUUACUAAAGAGAGUAGUUAAGAUUUAAGAAAUAAUUAGGAGGGUCUAUUUACUAGAAUUAGACGUUUAAGAGUGGAGGCCAAAUUCUUUCUAUUGAACAUUUCACCUUCCCAAAAACAACGCCCAAUUUAGCUACAAUGACAAGGCUUAUAACUGGUUCUCAAUCCUCGUUGCUACUGCCUCAGCUUCAGCCACAUGCUACCUUACCUGGAAGCGGGCUUUUAUCUGUCAAGUAUGGGGGAACCUCUGUUUCUUCUUGUUAUAAGCUCCAUCUGUCUUCAACGGCCAAAUCAAGGAUCUGCCAACACCCUUUAACAUCUUCAAGUUUUUCUCAGCUUAAUACCCGCCUCCAAAGGGGCAUUAUUGCAACAGCUGUUUCCAGCACUUCUAGUCUCGACUUUGAGUCACCAAGUGAGGUGUUUGACGUUAAGCCUGAUUUCUCUAGUGGAGGUGGUGACGAUGGUAGUGGUGGAGAUGCAAGCGGUGGGGGUGGGGGUGGAGAUGCAAGCGGUGGGGGUGGGGGUGGAGAUGGAGGUGAUGACAACAGUGAAAACAAAGGUGAUGAAGGAUCAGAUGAUGCUGAUGCCAAGAAGAGUAAGGGUCUUUCGAUGUCCCAGAAACUUACCCUUGCUUAUGCUGCCCUAGUUGGACUUGGAGGCCUUAUGGGCUACUUAAAGAGCGGCAGCCAGAAGUCACUUGCAUCUGGUGGACUGUCUGCCCUGCUGUUAUACUAUGUCUACACUGAGCUUCCUAAACGUCCUGUCUUUGCUUCUUCAGUUGGGCUCGGCCUGUCUGCUGCACUCCUUGUUGUGAUGGGAUCGCGAUUCAAGAAGUCGGGAAAGGUAUUCCCUGCAGGUGUCGUCUCACUUGUUUCUCUAAUAAUGACCGGUGGUUAUGCUCAUGGGGUUAUGAGAUCUUCGCACUGAAAUGAACUGAUGAAUUGUAGUUCUCAUAGCUGAAAGUGAAGGGUUUUGGUACUCCUAGUCGGAGUUUCUUUUUUGGUAAUGGACUCCAUCCUGUGUAAUCUGUGGUAGAAUUGUUUUGGCUUACUUGAGAAUCUCCUAGUGUAAAACUGUGGGAUUGCAUUUUGGAGUUUGUAUUGGCUUUUCUGUAGUAAUGUAAAUUUGCUCUGUUGGAAUAACCUGCUACGGCUGCUAGUAAAAGGAAUUUGGCCCAGCGAUGGCUAAUGAGUUCAAUUAAAUUUUAGAUGUUUGGUUGGGACUUGCUGAAACAUGUGGUUACUCUUACUCUAGAUCUUUAUGGCUGGCCUUCCUCUCA
Messenger RNA from Chenopodium quinoa (quinoa), 1291 nucleotides. Its product is annotated as protein FATTY ACID EXPORT 2, chloroplastic-like. Lineage: Eukaryota; Viridiplantae; Streptophyta; Magnoliopsida; Caryophyllales; Amaranthaceae. The transcript is spliced from 2 exons. The coding region runs from base 151 to 939 and encodes 262 amino acids. The record is from RefSeq and is a predicted model, not a curated record. Gene Ontology annotation, cellular component: membrane.